ACUGGUGGGUGGCACUGCUGGGGCUGCACUGGUGGGUGGCACUGGUGGGCAGGCACAGGUGGGUGGCACUGGUGGGCACAGGUGGGUGGCACUGCUGGGGCACAUGUGGGUGCACUGCUGGGCACAGGUGGGGGCACUGCUGGGAACGGGUGGGCAGGGCUAGUGGGCGCACUGCUGGGCGGAACUUGCGGGUGUCACUGCUGUGGACACCGAUCUAUCAGGGCACUGAUCAUCAGUGCCCUGAUGAUCGGUGCCGAUCCCCGCUCUGACAACUGCGGUUCUUGGCAGUACUUUCCUCACGAUCUGACAGCGUGAGGAAAGUGCAGCGAGAACCGGCACUUGCAU
Messenger RNA from Staurois parvus, 345 nucleotides. The record is from the annotation of a GenBank genome assembly. Lineage: Eukaryota; Metazoa; Chordata; Amphibia; Anura; Ranidae.